GAGAGGCUGCUGCUGUAGGGCUGUAGGAGAGAGAGAGAGAGAGAGAGAGAGGCUGUUGCUGUAGGGCUGUAGGAGAGCGAGCGAGUGAGAGCGGAGCAGCUCCUCUGCCUCCGUCAGUGGACCAUGAAGCUGGAGUCAGAGGAGGAGGAGCUCCUCACACUGACCUCCACUGUCACCUGGACCGGACUAUGAGGAGGUGGAGGAGGUGGAGGAGGAGGACGGCCUGUUUUUAGAUGAACUUCUGACACUUUUGUUUCUUCUGCUCCACCUGUGUGUCACCGUGCAGCUCCACCACAGGAUGCAGAGCUCCAGGAGCGAGGACAAGAUUCCAGUCGUGGAUUCUCCGUCAAAGUCCACCUCCCCCAGAGAUGGUCUGUACUUCUCCGACGGCCGACGGAAGGUGGACUACGUCCUGGUCUUCCUCCAUCGGAGACACAGCUCCGUACGUCCUCCCAGGUCUCACCGAUUAUCUCUCGUUUCCAACGGCAACUUUCCCCGGUCAACCAGCUCGGAGGCAGCUGAGGGUGCAGAGGGAGGGGCCCCGGGGGGGAACGCCAACGCGGGCGAAGUCUUCGUGGAGCUUGGACAGGCCGGAGGAAACGCGGCGACGGAACCUGCGGACCACGAGAUGUUCCUCAUCAGACAAGAGUUUGAGGCCAACCUGGUGGAGGCUGGACUGGAGAUAGAGAGAGACAAGGAGUUGAAAUCCCACGGGCCCAGCUUCGCUCGUCUCCACGCCCCCUGGCCAGUACUCUGUCGAGAAGCCGAGUUCCUCAAGAUUAAAGUUCCCACUAAAACGAGCUACGUGAUCAAAGAGGAGGCGGGCUUUGGGUCCAGAACUGUUUGGAAGAAACUCAGUCGACCUUUUCAGCCCAACGUUCCUCAAGAACACGAACGGACCAAGUUCCUGUCGCACUGUUUCUCCAGGGACAAACUCCAUCUGUACAACAUCACGUCUGAAGACACUUUCUUUGACAACGCAACGAGAGGCCGAAUAGUCUAUGAGAUCCUGAGGAGAACAAUGUGUGAACGAACCUGUCAAACCAUAGGUAAGGAGUACACUGUACUGCAUGUACUGCAUGUACUGCAUGUACUGCAUGUACUGUCCUCUGGUGACUACAGGGUGACGGGAGUGGAGGAGGAGAGAAACGACAGACAGGCCCUGCACCAGGAGUGGGCCACAUAUUCCGCCUUCUACAAGUACCAGCCCAUUGACCUGGUCAGGAAGUACUUUGGUGAGAAGAUCGGGCUGUACUUCGCCUGGCUGGGUGUGUACACGCAGCUGCUGAUCCCGGCCUCCGUCGUGGGCGUCAUCGUGUUCGGCUACGGCGUGGCCACGGUGGACACCAACAUACCCAGUCUGGAGAUGUGUGACGAGCGUCUCAACUUCACCAUGUGUCCUCUGUGUGACGGCGCCUGUGACUUCUGGCCUCUGAGCAGCGCCUGUGCCACGGCCCGGGCCUCGCACCUCUUCGACAACCCCGCCACCGUCUUCUUUGCCAUCUUCAUGUCUCUGUGGGCGGUGCUGUUCCUGGAACAGUGGAAGCGUCGUCAGGUCAGUCUGAGUUUCAGCUGGGACCUGACCGGCAUCGAGGAGGACGAGGAACUGGCCAGACCAAAGUAUGAGACCAUUCUACUGAAAAAGAAACAGAAAAACAAGAAACACAAGAAAAAGGUGGAGACUGCCGUGGACAAACUGACCUGGAGGGACCGUCUCCCCGGGUACUUCAUCAACGUGUCCUCCAUCCUCUUCAUGUUCGGCCUCACCUUCUCAGCUGUGUUCGGUGUCAUCGUGUACCGCAUCGCGGUGUCCGCUCUGAUGGCCAUGAGCCCCGACCCCGAGACCAGGUCAAACGUCCGAGUCACCGUCACAGCCACCGCGGUCAUCAUCAACCUGGUGGUCAUUUUGAUCCUGGACGAGAUCUACGGAGCUGUGGCAGUGUGGCUGACUGAGCUGGAAAUUCCUAAAACAGAAACCAACUUCGAGGAGCGCCUCAUCCUCAAAGCCUUUUUACUCAAGUUCAUGAACGCCUACGCGCCCAUCUUCUACGUGGCGUUCUUCAAGGGGCGGUUCGCAGGUCGACCUGGGAACUACGUGUACGUCUUCAACAACUACAGGAUGGAAGAGUGUGCUCCAGGAGGCUGCCUCAUUGAACUGUGUAUCCAGCUCAGCAUCAUCAUGUUGGGAAAACAGCUGAUCCAGAACAACAUCUUUGAGAUCGGAAUCCCGAAGUUGAAGAAACUGCUUCACACGAUGAAGGCCAAGGUGUCGGCAGAGGAGGACAGGGCGGAGGAGAGACCCCCCCAGCAGUGGAACCUGGACUACGCCCUGGCUCCGUUUGAAGGACUGACCCCUGAGUACAUGGAGAUGAUCAUCCAGUUCGGCUUCGUCUCCCUCUUCGUGGCCUCCUUCCCUCUGGCGCCGGUCUUCGCUCUUCUCAACAACGUCAUCGAGAUCCGACUGGACGCUAAGAAGUUCGUCACAGAGCUGCGUCGACCGGUGGCCGUUCGAGCGAAAGACAUCGGUAUCUGGUUCAACAUACUGAGUGGAAUGGGGAAGUUCUCCGUCAUUAUAAAUGUNNNUGUGAUCUCCUUCACCUCAGACUUCAUCCCCCGCCUGGUGUACCAGUACCAGUUCAGUCAGACUGGGUCCAUGCACGGCUUCAUCGACCACACGCUCUCCUACUUCAACGUGUCCAGUUUCAGAACAGGGACGCUUCCACACAGCCCUGGAGACGUCACCGUUCUUAGGUACAAAGACUACAGGGAGCCGCCGUGGUCUACAGACCCGUACCAGUUCUCCAAACAGUACUGGUGUGUCCUGGCUGCAAGACUGGCCUUCGUCAUCCUGUUCCAGAACCUCGUGAUGUUCCUCAGCCUGGUGGUGGCCUGGGUCAUUCCUGAUGUCCCCAAAACCAUCAUGGAGCAGCUGACGCAGGAGAAGAAGCUCUUGGUGGAACUGUUCCUGACAGAGGAGAAGGAAAAGUUCCAGCUCAUCCAGAGCCUCUUCACUAAGGAACCCAACCUCCAGCCGGCACAGCUGAGCGACCAGGGCUUCCCCAGCCUGGGUCGCUACAGCACUCUGCCCCCGUGCCCCACCCAGGCUGCAGCUGGAGGUGGAGGAGAGGGGGCGAGGCCCCGGUGUAGGGCCGCCAGCUUCAGCCAGUUCUCCAGAAUGAGUCCCCGAUCACCGAGGAACGAGAACGAGAACUCCGUACACACCACGGUAUGACGCGGCGCAGGUUCUCUGUGGAACUGCCUGCAGCCCAGGUUUGAACCUGAACCUCGGUGUCAAGUACCGAGUCUGGACUGGUGACUUUCCAACGGUUCUCACCUUCGACUGUUGACAGAACUCCAGUAAAUGAACUCAGAUGUUUUAGAGACAAACAUUAGCUUAUUAGCGUAGACGAGCAAUAAGUCCAACAUGGAGCUGACCAUGUGGGGGGGGGGGCACCGCUCUGUUCUCUCCUCGACCGUUUCCUCUUUUUGAAGAGACUUUUAUUUUGACGAGACUCUUCAGGUGUCAGGACCUGGAGAAGGUUUUCAAAAUAAAAGUCUUUGUUAAUGAACAGCUACAGCUCUGACUGUUGUUGUUCAGCAGCAGCUGUGACUCUUCAUCCUCCUCCUCAUUUCACAUUAGUUAUUAUUCUGAAGUUAAUUAGUAAGAAGUAAGGAACCGUUUAGUCUUUAGACUGCCUGCGUGCUGACGGGCAACAGCGGCUGCCGGUUAGAAUCCAGACCUGUGUAGAAUCGGAGUAAAGAUAGAAGUUUUCUGUCCUUCGGUAAACGCAGCAUCACGUGGCGUUCUUCAGAUGAUGUCACAGCUCUGACUUCAGGAUUGGAAGGACAACCUCUGGUUCAACACCGGCUGUCGACUGUAGUGGUCUGACUGUAGUACUACUGUAAACACUCUUGUCGUGAACUUCUUCUUGUUGAAAUUGUAAUUUUAUACCAUUUUGUGCAAUGACAGAUAAGCUGCCUUUAACUGUGACUCCUGAGUGUGUUCCUGUGGUCAGAUGGUCAGAUGGUCAGAUGGUCCGAUGGUCAGAUGGUCCGAUGGUCCAAUGGUCCGAGAUCUGUGUCGUCACACAGGAUUAAAAAACUGAAUGAUCAUCAAA
Cynoglossus semilaevis (tongue sole) is the source of this 4118-nucleotide messenger RNA. RefSeq names its product anoctamin 2b (gene ano2b). Gene Ontology annotation, molecular function: protein dimerization activity; intracellularly calcium-gated chloride channel activity. The transcript has 23 exons. Gene Ontology annotation, cellular component: plasma membrane. The record is from RefSeq and is a predicted model, not a curated record. Bases 299 to 3232 code for a protein of 977 amino acids. Gene Ontology annotation, biological process: chloride transmembrane transport. Lineage: Eukaryota; Metazoa; Chordata; Actinopteri; Pleuronectiformes; Cynoglossidae.